Molecule: messenger RNA, 2211 nt
Organism: Parnassius mnemosyne (clouded apollo)
Lineage: Eukaryota; Metazoa; Arthropoda; Insecta; Lepidoptera; Papilionidae
Source: the annotation of a GenBank genome assembly
GCUCUUUCAUUUGGUUCUGUUUACGGAUUGAAACAUGGCUGAGGUCGAUGAAACCCUCAAGAAGAAACGUACCUUCAGGAAGUUUACCUUCCGAGGCGUUGAUCUUGAUCAACUUCUUGAUAUGCCCAAGUGAGUGUUUUUAUUAUUAAUGAAUUACUUUGACUUUUUACCUGAAGAGUAGUAGUACAAUUAGAAUAUUGAAGUAGAAAAGUAUAACCUCUUGAUGUGACCCUUAAUAUAAACCUAUGUAAAAUAUAAUGACUGCGACUCUCCGAUUAAAAUGUUUACCGUUACAUCAUUAAAAUAUCCAUAAAAAAUGUUUUUCAGUGAGCAACUCAUGGAGUUGAUGCAUGCGCGAGCUCGCAGGCGAUUCGCCCGUGGCUUAAAACGAAAACCAAUGGCUCUAGUUAAAAAACUGCGCCGCGCAAAGAAGGAAGCGCCUCCUAAUGAGAAACCAGAAAUCGUCAAGACCCAUCUGCGUAACAUGAUCAUUGUCCCAGAGAUGGUUGGAUCUAUUGUUGGUAUUUACAAUGGAAAGACAUUCAAUCAGGUUUGUGUCUUAUCUUUUUUUACAUGUUUAAUAAUACUAUAUUGUGCAGAAAUCAGCCUGAAAUACAAACACAAUUUGAUGGCUCUUUAAUCCUUUAAAACCUAUGCCUAUAUAGAUAAGGUUUAUAUAAACACCAAUUUUAAUUAUUUUUGUAUCUAAGCAAGUAGUUAAUAUAUUAUAUCACCAAAAUUUUGCUAAUAAUGAUAUCAUAGUGUGCUAAUGAGGCUUUUCUAUAGUAAGGGUGACAAACGAGCACUUAGUCCACCUGAUGGCAGGCCUCUGUCACUCUUGCUACCUAAACUCAUUACCUAAACUCGUGAGGCACCCCCAAGUUAGAACGCAGUCGGGGCUAGCGCAUUCUAGGCGAUUGUAAUGUUUAUAAAGUUGUAAUGUCAUUGUAAAGUUUUUUAAUGCUGUUAACGUACAUAGUUUUUUGUAAAUGCUUGUCAAAAUAGUUUUUGUUUAGUGUUUAGUAUAUUUAAUUGUAGGAUAAAAUAGUUUAAAAAGUUUUAAUGUAAUUUAAGAAUAAUAUAUAUGUAUAUUACCUAUCUAUAUCAUAAAUUAUAUAGACAAAUCGUCAUUCCUACUAUAAUUGUUGUUGGGAUGGAUGCAUAAUGAGUAGACAAAAGGAUUCAGAAAUAUCAUUUUUUAAGUUACCAAAGGAUAAAAUGUAAAUUUGUUUCAUUUUUUUGUUAGGGAGGUACUUAUAGUGAAAAAAGAAUUAAGUAAUAAUUUAAUUGCAGAAGUAAUACCUAAGUACCUACUUACAUACCUAAUACUUGUCUUUAGUAAUUAAAAUAUUAAGUUAUACUAACACAAAAUACUGAAAUUAAAAAUUUGUUUAGAACAUUUUUAACUGUUUUCUGUUAGAAAUUGUACUUCGGGCUUACUUGUUGUUUUAUCUACCUAUUUCUUACGAACCAAGCAUCGCGAUUCCCGACAAAUGGUAACGGUAUCUUGGUGGUAAAGUGGUAAAUUUUUAGGAAACUAAACUUUGAGCAAAUUAAAUUGAUAAAUCAUAAAAAUUGUUUAUAUGUUGUGGUAGAUUGCACGGAAACUAUAAGUGAUAUUGCAUUUGUAUCUACAAGAGGUUGAUAGCAAAAUCAACACUCCACACUUCAUGUAUCGUGUACAGUUCUCUUUAGAACUGGAGAAAACUGCACUUUCACUCACAGAAAGUAGGACAAAUUUUUGUGACAAAAAGUGAAAAAUUUCAAAUUUUUUAACUAAAAUGAUUGAACUAUAUGAGCAAUGUCAUAAUAUCAUGUUGUGCGUCUCAGACCGUGAUAUACGCGAGUGAAACCGCGGGGCACAGCUAGUAUUUUAUAAACAACAGAAGAAUUUCUUAUGAAACAGUAGUAACAGAUUUAAAAAAACGUUGAUGUUAAAAAUGACAAACAAAAUUUUUCAUUUCAUUUAUUGGUUUUGAGUGCACUUUUCACUAGCUAACUUUCUUAUCUCAAUUUCAGGUUGAAAUCAAGCCCGAGAUGAUUGGCCACUACCUCGGCGAGUUCUCCGUAACAUACAAACCUGUCAAGCACGGUAGGCCCGGUAUUGGUGCCACACACAGUUCGAGGUUCAUUCCUCUGAAGUAGAACUUGACUGUUUCUUCUAGGUUAAGUGGAAAAUGUGCACAAGUUAACAAUAAAGUUGUCUUGUGU